UUUAUUUCAUUUGGAAUAUAAUUUUCAUACUAAAUUAGUUACUUGCUGUACACCAUUUUUUGUAACUUUUUCGGCAAAAGUUAAUCAUGGACUCGGGCUUUACGAAUAGUCAUAGCGAAUCCGAUGUAUAUGACAAGGAAAAAUUUUCCAAAGAUGAAGAGAAUAUGGCAAAAUUUUAUGCAACUAUAGGGAACAUAUCCAGAAACAUGCGAAAAGGGGACUGGACAUAUUUACAACGACAUCCGGAAAUCCGAGCUAUAAUACGUACCAUAAUAACGGAGGCCAUUGAGAAGAAACCCUCAAAUCUAUUUCAAUUUGCAGCCAAUCUAUUUCAUUGCAGCAAUGAAUUAGUAUUGGUGCCAAAGAUUAACAAGCAACUGAGAUUGGUUAACAAGCAGUUGAGGGGGGGACACUGGUCUCCAGCAGAUGGGGAAAUUUUAUUUUCCGAGUCCAGUGAUGCUUUGACAGAAGUGAAACCCGAAUGCAAGCUCAUCACCUUAAAGCAAACAGUUGAUGUGCAGCCAAGCGGUCCCGUGGGUCCAGAAAACUUUAAGCCCAGUUGUCCCGAAAUGCCCCAAUGUUAACAUUUAGAAAAUAAAUUUAAAAUUUUAA
Molecule: messenger RNA, 612 nt
Organism: Drosophila obscura
Lineage: Eukaryota; Metazoa; Arthropoda; Insecta; Diptera; Drosophilidae
Exons: 2
Coding region: 87-584 (165 amino acids)
Source: RefSeq, a predicted model, not a curated record